This is a messenger RNA of Diatraea saccharalis (sugarcane borer), 1288 nucleotides long. NCBI's taxonomy places the organism in Eukaryota, Metazoa, Arthropoda, Insecta, Lepidoptera, Crambidae. The record is from the annotation of a GenBank genome assembly.
AUGGUCCUUUACCGCCACGGGUUUCGAGGGUUACAUUCUGAAAAUGAAUUAUAAAAAUUACGUGGACGCUGUUAGGAAUUUGAACACAUAGUAAAAAGCGUCACCCUAGGAUUAAGGGGGGUUUUUGGAACGAAGAAAGCUUCGCAUUACCCAUAGACAAUAAAAAUUUAUCCACAGUUGUGUUAUUUUAUGUAGUUAAUAAAUUAUGUGUUUCAACAAUUGAUCAAAUUUGGUUUAACUUGCAUAUAAAUCGAGAGGUAAUAGUGUCGAUGUUUUAAUGUGAAUUUUAAUAAGCUGUUGUUUAUGUUUUAAAUAAAUAACAACGGCCUGACAGUAACGACCACAAAUGUAAUUCUUAUUUCAUCAUCAUCCAUCAACUAUGAAUCUUACAUUAUACUGAGAUUAUACAUAAGUAUGACGGGUUGUGUGUUUAUAUUUCAACAUCAAAACGAAUUGAUGGAUGUUAGAAAGAUUUUAAAUUUAAUUAAUAUAUUACGUAAUAUAGUAUAUAUUCUUAAUCAGAAUUCUAUCUUACAUGUCGUUUUUUGCAAUAACCCUUUUUUCAUAUUACAGGUACACUCAAAUAUCAUCAUGAACAAGAUCCCCGUGUCAUUCUUUAAGAAACCAAAAAAAUCCACAAACACUUAAACGUGACAAAAGAAACAGCAAUGGGAACACAGACAAGGCGUUGGUACCCAAUAAUGAUCGAAAGAAGAAAACUGAAGAAAUCACCAACCAGAAUGAAAUUGAGUAUAUUAGUGUUAAUACUAGUUACGCUGCCUUAUAGUUCAACUUUAAGCCUUCCAAGUGGUGACCCGGCACCUGGAAGAUCUCCCGGGCCACCUGAUCUAAACGCAGACGAUGUAACAGAACUUAAAGCAGAGGCUACUGUUAAAGUUGCUACUAACUUAGAACCUGAUUAUGACACCAGUACAAUGCUGGAGGAUAUAGAAUUAACGACAGUUAGUGAUAUCAGUGUUAGUGAGAGGACAGUGAUGGGUGAUGCAUGUGCCUUCGCGAGGAUCCCUGGCGAUAGUGACGAAGUAGUUACGGUCGGAACCGGUGAUAGUGAUGUCAAUUUGACAGUUAGCCAUCCUGUUUUUGAAACGGCGGAAAUCGUCCGAGGAGUUGUGUAUGAUGGUAAGUUUUAGCUAUAAUACUUCUUAAUUUCUUUUAUUUUAAACCGUUAAUUGUGAUAGACUUAGACUUUUUUUUUCUUUUGACAUGUCAUUAAAAUUAUAGAAUAGAAUCUGUUCCCCAAAUUCGGCUGAGUAAAUUAAAGCCUAUG